Molecule: messenger RNA, 318 nt
Organism: Vittaforma corneae ATCC 50505
Lineage: Eukaryota; Fungi; Microsporidia; Nosematidae
Exons: 1
Coding region: 1-318 (105 amino acids)
Source: RefSeq, a predicted model, not a curated record
AUGAACAUUGUAAAGUAUAAAUCUAUCCAGAAGUGUCUUGAUAACAUUUAUUCUCUACUUUACAGUGAAUUAAAGAGAGUAUCUCAGGAGUACGAAAAUAUAAAGAAUAGAACAGUACCUAUACAGUUGAUUAUCAAUGAUUUUAUGGGCAGAAGUGAUAUAAUAUCACUCAUUGACAUCGUUCUCAACCAAUUGGGGUUUAAGGCCAUAAUGAUAUUGCCAUUGUCACUCUGCUUGAGCUUUCAUCUAAAUCAGAACUACUGUUCAUUUAUUUACAAAACCGGGUUUUCAUUUGUGGAUGACUUUUUGUCUUAUUGA